Molecule: messenger RNA, 348 nt
Organism: Cladophialophora yegresii CBS 114405
Lineage: Eukaryota; Fungi; Ascomycota; Eurotiomycetes; Chaetothyriales; Herpotrichiellaceae
Exons: 2
Coding region: 1-348 (115 amino acids)
Biological process (GO): attachment of spindle microtubules to kinetochore
Cellular component (GO): DASH complex; mitotic spindle
Source: RefSeq, a predicted model, not a curated record
AUGGACGACAGCACGAUGUACAACAAUACGCAAAAUUCGAUUCUGAAUUUGACAGGUCAAUCUCCCUCUGGGUUGUCGCCUCUGGAGCAGGAAGUCCUGGAUGAGUAUGAGAAAUUGGCGAAUAAUAUGAAAGAGCUCUCGGCAACCCUGGCAGACCUCUCCAAGGGUCCUAUAACACUUGAGAUAGCGGAAGGUCUUCGGCUACUUGAGCGUAAGGUCGCCAGCGUCUACACCCUGAUGAAAGCCAGUGUCUACAGUAUCGUGCUGCAGCAGGGCCAAAUGGAAGGCGGAGAGGAAGGGGGCCAGGACAGCAACGACGAUGGUGGGCAGGACCAUGGGCAGGGUUAA